Messenger RNA from Populus trichocarpa (black cottonwood), 3217 nucleotides. RefSeq names its product serine/threonine-protein kinase D6PKL1. Bases 441 to 2981 code for a protein of 846 amino acids. The transcript has 3 exons. Gene Ontology annotation, molecular function: protein serine/threonine kinase activity; ATP binding. Gene Ontology annotation, biological process: protein phosphorylation. Gene Ontology annotation, cellular component: plasma membrane; cytoplasm; nucleus. The record is from RefSeq and is a predicted model, not a curated record. NCBI's taxonomy places the organism in Eukaryota, Viridiplantae, Streptophyta, Magnoliopsida, Malpighiales, Salicaceae.
AUCCAAUCACUACCCAACAACAGAAGAAAAAGAAACAGUAAGCUACUGGUGCUUCUCGUGAUUUGCAUUCUAAUCUUUCUCUUUCCUCAUUCACUCUCGCACCGCUCUCUCUCGUGCCCUAACUCCUAACCCUAACCCUAAUCCUAACCCUAACCAUCAUCUCUACUAUUUCUUUUCCUUCUCGACUUCUUCUUGUUACUCGGCAGCUGUUUUUCGAUUCUGAUUGGUUCUGAUCUUUUUCAGGAUUUGGAUGAUCCAUUUUGAGGUAAGAGAAUGGGUUUUCACGGGCUGUUUGGAUUCAGGGAUCAUUAUGUCUGAAGAUAAUUUCCAAGGAUAUGUGAUGUCCGUGCUGCUUUAUCUUCGAAAUGCUUCCUUGGAAUUGGGUUAAUAUAGUUUUUGCAAAGUCUGUUUUCUGUAGUGUUUGAGUGAAUAUCGUGGAGAUGGAUGCAGUGCCCAGCAUUUCUGAAAUUGUUGAAUCAAAUGAAGAGUUAGAUUUUGAAUCGAAAAUGGAUGAGAAAGCCAGGAAGCAUUCUGUUCUGAAGUUUGGUAGUCGGUAUUCUAUUGAAGAUGACAUCAAUCGUCUUUUUGAAGCAAUUGAGAUUAGAACUUCAGCUAAGCACCUGGAUGCAGGUGUUAAAGAUGCUUUACGGAAGAAAGCUAUGAAGAGACCAAUGAAGGUUGGUUCACCUCAAAUGUCAGGAAUUGGAAUUUCAGAGCCUGUUAGUUUGAAGCAGGCUUUGAGAGGAUUGUGCAUCUCUCAGGCAUCGGAGAUGGCAGCAAUGAAGCGAUUAUCAAGACCAACAAGUUCAUCAAGGUCCUCAGAAGUCGGAACUAUCAAAAGGUUGUACAGGGCAGUGGUAGUUGAGGCUGAUGGAUCUGUGCUCCCCCUAAAUGAAGGUAAUGGAAAUUUGGUGGAAAUUUCUCUUGUACCAGAAAAAAUAACAUCAAAUUCUUCUGAGAAGAUGUUUGAAUCCUCACAAAUGGUUAAGGCAGAGUUAUCAGAUCAAAAUCCCCAUUCUUCCCGGGAUCAGAUUGUUCCUCUACCUACAGGGUUUGAUAGUCAAAUAUCAAAGGAAGAACUCAGAGAGCUUAAAUCUACUGAUUGUUCAUCUACCAGUCAUGUUGGUGAGAAGCUAAAGGAGGUGGAUGAGAUUGCUCCAGCCUCGAUCAAAAUUUCCGUCAAAACUCCAGUGCCAGAGGAGAAGAAAAACCAGUUGCAUGCUGCUUCUUCACUUUCUGUGUCUGGUUCAAGCCCUGGACAUACGGUGAAUAAUUCUGUAUGUAACAGUCCAUGCUUUAUGAAGCCAAUCUUCAGGAGCAAGAACUUCAUUAAGAAAAAAGUAAAGCAGGAUUCAGCUUCUGCCUCUAGCAGUUCCAAUCCAAGUAGUAGAAAAGUCAAUAGUGAUCUGAAUCCUAGUACAAGCAAUUUGGACAACAUGGUGCAUGACUGUAUUCUAGAGAGUGUAAAGAGAGAAGGUACAAAAGCUUCUCCAGCUUCUAGCAGUAGAAAUAAUAGCACUGAAUACAAUUCAAUCAUUGCUGACACAAGUUCAAGCAGGCUGGGUUCAAGUCUGAAUGGUGCUAACAGAACAGGAUCUAUAUUGGCAAAGGUAGAUGAAAAAUCAAGAUCAAGAGAAAAGGGGGAAUUCUCACAAAGUUCAAAAAGUAGCAUCGGUGACUAUAGUAGUAGCACAAGUAUUAGUGAUGAUAGCAAUCUCAGUGGUUCUAGUCAUAGUGGCAGUCGGCCGCACAUGUCAAAGGACUUGAGGUGGGAAGCCAUUCGCCAUACUCAGAAGCAGCAUGGAAGCUUUUGUUUGAAACAUUUUAAGCUGAUCAAGAAGCUUGGUUGUGGGGAUAUUGGGUCUGUUUAUCUUGCUGAGCUAACUGGUACAAAUUGCCUAUUUGCUUUGAAAGUAAUGGAUAAUGACUACUUGGCAACUAGGAAGAAGAUGUCUAGGGCCCUAACAGAAAGAAAGAUUUUGCAGAUGCUGGAUCAUCCUUUUCUCCCUACAUUAUAUGCCCAUUUUGUGUCAGAUAAACUCUCCUGCCUGGUUAUGGAGUAUUGUCCUGGCGGAGAUCUGCAUGUGCUGCGGCAGAAACAAUCUGGCAGGAGUUUCUCUGAACCAGCUGCAAGGUUUUAUGUUGCUGAAGUCCUCGUUGCACUGGAGUACUUGCACAUGCUUGGAGUUGUUUAUCGAGAUUUAAAACCAGAAAAUAUUCUGGUCCGAGAGGAUGGGCAUAUCAUGCUUUCAGAUUUUGACCUGUCACUCAGGUGUGCUGUUAAUCCUAUUCUACUUAAAUCAUCUUCACCUGCUGAAGAGCCGACAAAAAAGAUGUCGAGUCCAUGCUCUGAAGCUAGCUGUAUUGACCCAUUCUGUCUCCACCCAGCCUGGCAAGUAUCAUGUUUCACUCCAAGACUUCUGUCAGUUGCUGCAAAAUCUCAGAAGUUAAAAUCUGACCUAGCUGCUCAGGUCAGCCCACUGCCACAGGUGGUAGUGGAGCCAACUAGUGCUCGUUCUAACUCCUUUGUCGGAACCCAUGAAUACCUGGCCCCUGAGAUCAUCAAAGGUGAGGGGCAUGGCAGUGCUGUUGAUUGGUGGACGUUUGGAAUCUUCCUCUUUGAGCUGUUAUAUGGUAGAACGCCUUUCAAAGGGUCAGGAAAUGAGGAAACAUUAUCCAAUGUUGUGUCACGAAGCCUCAAGUUCCCCAGUAACCCUAUAGUUAGUUUUCAUGCACGUGAUUUGAUUAGGGGGUUGUUGAUAAAGGAACCUGGGGAUCGGCUAGGAUCUGCCAAAGGGGCUGCAGAGAUUAAACAGCACCCCUUCUUCGACGGCCUUAACUGGGCUCUGAUACGGUGUGCAAUUCCCCCAGAGCUACCUAAUCAAUGUGAUGUUGGAAUUGCAUCGAACACAUUUUCUCAGAACAAGGACUGCGCUAAGUUCAAGGAUACAGCAGAGCUAAGAGAGUUUGAGAUGUUUUAGCCCGCACUUAUCUGAUGUGAGAAACGGAAGAUGUUGAAUUUUCUUUUCAUUUUUUGAAAAAUGGGGUUUCUCAUCAUCAGUGUAACUGGUAUAUACACAUAUUUAUGGCAUAUAGUGUAAAUGUGAUCUGAAAAUCUGAAAAUUUGCGGCAACUUAUUUAGUAUGAGAUAUAUGUAUACCUAACUCUAGUUUAGAGUUGAAAUUGAGAAUGUGGAAGCGGAGAAGCAUUGCUCUUA